This is a messenger RNA of Mytilinidion resinicola, 906 nucleotides long. RefSeq lists its product as uncharacterized. Lineage: Eukaryota; Fungi; Ascomycota; Dothideomycetes; Mytilinidiales; Mytilinidiaceae. The transcript has a single exon. Bases 259 to 573 code for a protein of 104 amino acids. The record is from RefSeq and is a predicted model, not a curated record.
CACAAAUAUCGCCACCGGCUGCAGAGCGGCAGAGCGAGAAUGCUGGUGGUACGGUUGCAGCAUCUCCAACACAUGUCUAGGUUCAAGGGCCACAUUUCGCACCACGCCGUACCGAACGCUCCAUAAUACCCAAUUCGACAUACUAAGUCGGCGAGUCGGCAGCAAGCACGGCGCAAGUCAUGCCGCGACUCCAGGACCGUCAAUAUAAGGACAUGGCAUCUCCAAUUGAGAUAUAAUCUAUUCAGCUCCGAGCCAAUCAUGUUUCGACCAUUCAUCCCUCGAGCGGGAACUCGGCGCCUUGCGAAUAGCCAGCCCUCGACCGCGCUGAGCUCCCAAAGAAUCAGAUUCAGCACUUCAAAACCCACAUUCAAUGCAGAUUCAAAACCACCGAAAAUCAAAAACCCGUCAUUUGGAGGAGCGAGUCUCAAAGAGCUAGGCGCAACUCGGACUGUGAAGAUUGUUGUCAUUAUCGCCUUGACGAUUGCGGGUACAGCUGAGUCGAUUUUCUGGGCGAAGGUUCUUUGGGCCAAAUUCGCACCGUCUUCGGAGGAUGAAGGAGGAGAGGAGUUAUGAUGAUGGAGUUACAGUGAGAGGUAGAAGCAAGGAAACGACGUGCACUUCGAGGACGUAGGCACAUCGUGGUGGAACACACGUGAUCAUCGGCCCGAGGGGGAAAUAUGACGCUGUAUGUACAUAUCGACUUCGUGUCCUGUGGAAACAGAGGAGAUACUUCAAAGCGUCCAUUCCAUGUACUUAUCUACAUUGCGUGCGUACAACGAGCAUCUUCCCCCACUCUCAUCAAUUGAGUCUUUGUUCACGCUGGGCCUUUCACCAUGCACGUAGGCAGAAGUCAUCGUAUAUACAUUUAACUACCACUGCCGUAGGCUUCAAAUCGCUCAACUCCAU